AGAAGGUAGCGAGUUGGCCUUGGUUUUGAGUGCUUACAUGCUAUAUUUUCAGCUGCUGUGAAGCCUAGGUCCAAUUUUGAACCUCUCAAUGUAAGACUAGCUUCUCGAUGCUUAUUACGAAGUAGUAGUAGCCUUAACCCACAGAUAAAGGGCACUUUCAGUGUCUACUUAAACUAUAAGGCAACUAGUCCAACGCCAGUAAUGAUUUGAACUUCAUUCAUGCGGGAUGUACUUCGUAGAAGAUCGACAGGGUUGAGUCGAUCCCGAGGUCUCACCAAAACCCUCUCGACCACGAUCUCGAAAUGAAGGAGAUGCGCAUGCUUACCCACCUUAAACGCGAAGGCGUAUAUGGAAUAGGCUAACCAAUACAUUCUAUAUACCAUAACGAUACGACAUUUACAUGCUAGAACCUUGCUUGCAAUCGUGAAAAUGACGCGGCCUCCACAGCUCACUACAAUUCUCGUAGAGCGUAUAUCCGAUGGCGCAGCUUUGUUCUACUACAAUCAGCCUAAGAUCUCUAAUGCCUUUACUGUGAAGCAGUAUCUCGAGUUCCGGGAAGCGUUGGUAUGGGCAAGAGAUGAACCUGCGAUUAAAGUACUGGUGUUAAUCGGGAAGCUCCUAGAUGUGUAUACUUCCUUCGACCUCGUCUACGCGCAUCCCGCCGCCUUCUUCCAAACCCCCUUCAUGCCGAUCGGCUUUGUCCCCGAGGGUGGCCCUUCUCACACUUUCCCCAAAGUUAGGGGGCAACAGCAUGCCAAUGCGCUGCUCCUCGCCGGUGACCGGCUGUUGGCGCAGGACAUGUAUGUGUCAGGGCUUGUGACGGCCGUGGUGCCGGCGGAGUCGACCGAGGAGUUCUUGGGUAAAGUGUGUGAGAAGGCGAGGAGGAUUGCGGGGUUUGGUGGAGAGAGUUUAGGGAUGGCGAAGGCGCUGGUGAGGGAGGCAGAGGGGGUCGAGAGCAGGAGGAGGCGUCGAGGAGGGAGGGGAGGGAUUUGGUGGUUAGGUUGAGUAGUGAGGAUGCGAAGGCCAGUAUGCGGGCGUUUGCGGAGAAGGUGGGGCCGUCGAAGCAGUGAGAUUUAAUGGGACUAUUAUUAAAGGAUCUUUAGUGUAGAAGGUCUAAUUGAUGCUGAG
Molecule: messenger RNA, 1128 nt
Organism: Mytilinidion resinicola
Lineage: Eukaryota; Fungi; Ascomycota; Dothideomycetes; Mytilinidiales; Mytilinidiaceae
Product: ClpP/crotonase
Exons: 3
Coding region: 430-1005 (191 amino acids)
Source: RefSeq, a predicted model, not a curated record